Nerophis lumbriciformis (worm pipefish) is the source of this 606-nucleotide messenger RNA. Lineage: Eukaryota; Metazoa; Chordata; Actinopteri; Syngnathiformes; Syngnathidae. The record is from RefSeq and is a predicted model, not a curated record.
AUGAAACCUCAGGACAUCUUACAGUUGAAGGGUAGCUUGUGGGUAUUUGGUUAUGGAUCUUUAGUAUGGAAACCUGACUUUGUCUACCAGAAGAGUAAAAUAGGCUACAUCAAUGGCUACAAAAGGCGUUUCUGGCAGGGAGAUGACUUCUAUCGAGGAGACAAGGAAAAUCUUGGAAGAAUAGUGACCCUGGUGGAGGAUCAGGAUGCUUCUACAUGGGGCGUGGCCUUUGAAAUCGCAAACAGUCAGAUACCUGAGGCUAUGAAGUACCUGAACAUGAGAGAAGUGGUGGUGGGAGGAUACAUAACAGAGAUGGUGGAGUUCUUCCCUCAGGAGAGGGGCGAGGACACCAUCCACGCCUUGGUCUACAUCGCUACAUCCGACAACCCCACUUACCUGGGCCCCGCCUCGGACCAGGAGAUCGCUGACCAGAUCGCGUCCUGCAGUGGCAAGACGGGCAGCAACCUUGAAUAUCUGCUCGGGCUUGCUGACUUCAUGCGUCUCCACUGCCCCAAGGUGGAGGAUGACCACCUUUUCGGCAUCGAAAAGGCCGUUUUAAACAAUUUAAAGAACUCUGAAACAAAACUCACCAUGGGAUCAAACUAA